AUGUCCCGCAGCGCGGCGGCCAGAGGCGGACCCAGGAGGCCUGAGCAGCAUCUGCCCCCUGCCCCCUGUGGGGCCCUGGGGCCCCCUGAAAUCUCCAGGACGGAGCCAGACGGGGCGGGCACCAUGAACAAGCUAAGGCAGAGCCUGCGGCGGAGGAAGCCAGCCUACGUGCCUGAAGCGUCGCGCCCACACCAGUGGCAGGCGGACGAGGACGCGGUGCGCAAGGGCACGUGCAGCUUCCCGGUCAGGUACCUGGGCCACGUGGAGGUGGAGGAGUCCCGGGGGAUGCAUGUGUGUGAAGAUGCUGUGAAGAAGCUGAAGGCGAUGGGUCGGAAGUCCGUGAAGUCUGUCCUGUGGGUGUCAGCCGAUGGGCUCCGGGUGGUGGAUGACAAGACCAAGGACCUGCUGGUGGACCAGACCAUCGAAAAAGUCUCCUUCUGUGCUCCUGACCGCAACCUGGACAAGGCUUUCUCCUACAUCUGCCGUGAUGGGACCACCCGUCGCUGGAUCUGCCACUGUUUCCUGGCGCUCAAGGAUUCAGGCGAGAGGCUGAGCCACGCGGUGGGCUGUGCUUUUGCGGCCUGCCUGGAGCGGAAACAGCGACGGGAGAAGGAAUGCGGGGUCACGGCUGCCUUCGACGCCAGCCGCACCAGCUUCGCCCGCGAGGGCUCCUUCCGCCUGUCUGGGGGCGGGCGGCCGGCGGAGCGAGAGGCCCAGGACAAAAAGAAAGCAGAAGCAGCAGCUGCCCCAACUGCGGCUCCUGGCCCUGCCCAGCCUGGGCACGUGUCCCCAACACCGGCCACCACAUCCCCUGGUGAGAAGGGUGAGGCAGGCACCCCAGUGGCUGCAGGCACCACUGCAGCUGCCAUCCCCCGGCGCCAUGCCCCCCUGGAGCAGCUGGUUCGCCAGGGUUCCUUCCGUGGGUUCCCAGCACUUAGCCAGAAGAACUCGCCUUUCAAACGGCAGCUGAGCCUACGGCUGAAUGAGCUGCCAUCCACGCUGCAGCGCCGCACUGACUUCCAGGUGAAGGGCACAGUGCCUGAGAUGGAGCCGCCUGGUGCCGGCGACAGCGACAGCAUCAGUGCCCUGUGCACGCAGAUCAGCUCAUCGUUCGCCAGUGCUGGAGCCCCAGCAUCAGGGCCACCGCCAGCCUCGACAGGGACUUCUGCCUGGGGUGAGCCCGCCGUGCCCCCUGCAGCUGCCUUCCAGCCUGGGCACAAGCGGACCCCUUCGGAGGCUGAGAGGUGGCUGGAGGAAGUGUCCCAAGUGGCAAAGGCCCAGCAGCAGCAGCAGCAGCAGCAGCAGCAGCAGCAGCAGCAGGCGGCCCCAGUGCCCACUGUGCACCCCGGCCUGCAGCCCUUCCCUGCCCCCGUGGGGCCCUUCGACGCCACACCUGCCCAGGUGGCCGUGUUCCUGCCGGCCCCGCACAUGCAGCCCCCGUUUGUGCCCGCCUACCCCGGCUUGGGCUACCCGCCCAUGCCCCGCGUGCCCGUGGUGGGCAUCACCCCCUCACAGAUGGUGGCCAACGCCUUCUGCUCAGCCGCUCAGCUCCAGCCCCAGCCCGCCACCCUGCUCGGGAAAGCUGGGGCCUUCCCACCCCCUGCCACACCCAGCGCCCCUGGGGGCCAGGCUCGUCCACGCCCCAAUGGGGCGCCCUGGCCCCCGGAGCCGGCACCGGCCCCGGCCCCUGAGUUGGACCCCUUUGAGGCCCAGUGGGCAGCGUUAGAAGGCAAACCUGCUGUGGAGAAGCCUUCCAACCCCUUCUCGGGCGACCUGCAGAAGACCUUCGAGAUUGAACUGUAG
This is a messenger RNA of Rangifer tarandus platyrhynchus (Svalbard reindeer), 1803 nucleotides long. Lineage: Eukaryota; Metazoa; Chordata; Mammalia; Artiodactyla; Cervidae. The record is from the annotation of a GenBank genome assembly.